AUGUCCACCGCCGUUGAAUUCCGCAAACAUCCCGUCUCUCCCGCCCCGGGCUCUGACAGCGAGUUUAUGAGCAGCGAUGGCCAAGAGCACCCCAAGCCCGUCUCUCUCCUCAGCUCAAUGAUGGCUGGGCAGACAUCGCCACGGCGCAAGCUUCCCUUCAGUGGCUACACGUCCGGUCCAUCGGCGCCGUCAACCGCGCCAUCGACCGCGGUCUCAAGCCCACGGCCACAGGAAGAACCCGUCUCAAUUCUCCGACGAAGCAGUGUGGGUUCGGACGGCGAGCCGUUCUUUCUCCCCUUGGCCCGUGUGUUGCCCACCUCACCCGAGAAGCCAGAACUUAAACAACCUCGUCCCAGCGCCCUCAAGUUCGCGGUAACCAGUCGCCCAACUGAGUUCGAGCGCCAACCCGUGGCCACAGUGCCGCAGCACGACGAUGAGGAAGAUCGAGGGACAGCCACAGACAAGGGCUAUGAGGAAGACUCGGAAGACGGCUUCUCGUCGGACGACGAACCUUCCUUCAUGAUGCAGGCACACCACAAGAUGGCACUUGCACGCGCUCGGGAAGCACAGCUCGCCGCAGCACGACCGUCUUCGACCUCCCCGCCUCCCCGUUCCGCCGCUCUUCCUCCACGUCGCGGACGUGGACAUGUACGCGUUGAUCCGGCCGUCACUGCAGAUGACAGCGGACGCUGCAGCCGUCAUUACAGCCCGCCUCCAGACACUCGGACGCGCUCUGCACCCCCUGGCCCGCGUGACGGGAGGGCGGGGAGCCCAGUGCCAGAACGCAUGGACGUUGACGACGAUGAUGAUGACGAUGAUGAUGAUGAUGAUGGUGAUGAUGAUGACGAGGAAGAGCAAGAGGAGAACGUGAAGAACGAUAGCCGCAACAGUGGUGAUGUUGCCCUCGGGAACGAUGUUGUCGCCGACCAUGCCUCAAGUCCUAUCUUUUCAACAUCAACUGAGCCAUCGGCGGCCAUGGCUUCAUCAAUUGGCUCAGGCAUGCGCAACAUGCUGCGCCGCGCGUCUGAACACCUACCGUCGUUCCGUCGCCCAUCAUUCACCGCCCCCAUCCUGGAAGAGUCAGUCGCGCUCGACGAUGACGAUGUGUCCACCGACAAUGGCCGCGUGUUGCUGUCAAGGGCACAUUCACUGGGGGCGAGAACGAAGCCGGCCGCCAUGAGCGUGUCACAGGACAAUGUCACCAGCAUCCCUAGCCGUCCGAUUGCUUGCCCUACCACGCCCCGCACUACGCCACGUACAUGA
Molecule: messenger RNA, 1263 nt
Organism: Cutaneotrichosporon oleaginosum
Lineage: Eukaryota; Fungi; Basidiomycota; Tremellomycetes; Trichosporonales; Trichosporonaceae
Source: RefSeq, a predicted model, not a curated record